AUGAAUAUUUUUGUCGAAUCAUUUUGCUUUUUCCUCCCGCUUCUCCCUUCCUUGACUCGACCUGAGGAUGUUGUCGAGGGCGGACAAGUGGAGAUUGAUAUCAUGACGACAGGGGUGGUGCCGCCUCACCUGGCUGCUGCUCCAUACUGGAGCGUUAUUGAUGCAAUGACGUUGUGCCAGAUGCGUUCGAGAUUCGAGCUUCCAACUAUUGCAUGGAAUUGCAUGAAGAGGGGUUUCUAUUUGCCACCGACUCCAACUAUUUAA
This is a messenger RNA of Trichophyton verrucosum HKI 0517, 264 nucleotides long. RefSeq lists its product as uncharacterized. The record is from RefSeq and is a predicted model, not a curated record. The transcript has a single exon. Lineage: Eukaryota; Fungi; Ascomycota; Eurotiomycetes; Onygenales; Arthrodermataceae. The coding region runs from base 1 to 264 and encodes 87 amino acids.